Oxyura jamaicensis (ruddy duck) is the source of this 757-nucleotide messenger RNA. Its product is annotated as apoptosis regulatory protein Siva-like. Lineage: Eukaryota; Metazoa; Chordata; Aves; Anseriformes; Anatidae. The transcript is spliced from 4 exons. Gene Ontology annotation, molecular function: CD27 receptor binding. The record is from RefSeq and is a predicted model, not a curated record. The coding region runs from base 43 to 576 and encodes 177 amino acids. Gene Ontology annotation, biological process: extrinsic apoptotic signaling pathway.
CGGGCCGGGCCGGCGGGGAAGGGGGGGGGGGGCCCGGCCGCCAUGCCGAAGCGCUCCUGCCCCUUCGGGGAGGUGGCGCCGCUGCAGCUGAAGACCCGUGUGGGGCUGCGGGAGCUGAGCCGCGGGGUGCGGGCCGAGGAGCUCCGCAGGGAGAUCUUCGAGCGCACCCGGCGGCUGCUCUUCAGGGGCGCCCAGGCGUGUUCUGAGGGCGCCUGGAGCCCGCUCCCCCGGCCCGCUGCCGGCCGCUCAACGCAGCCCGACGGACAGGGCCCGGCCGCCGGCCCCGGGCGGCGCUGGAGCGGGCAGCUGCGCAUCGGGCACGACGGGAGGCUGCUGAGGAGCGCGGCCGGCACGGAGAACGUUCCGCCAGUGGGAGUUUCCAAAGCCUGCUCGUCGUGUGUAAGAACUGCCGAUGUCAAGGAAGCGUGCUCGCAGUGUGACCGGUUCGUAUGCCAGAGCUGCAGCAGGCUCUGCAGCUGCUGUAACACAGUCACCUGUUCUUUGUGCUCAGUAAUUGAUUAUGGUGAUGUUGGUGAGCAAGUUCUCUGCAAUGGUUGUUCAAUAUUUCAAGUCUGAAACCUGAUGAAAUAGCCCUCAGGGCUAAGAUGUCCGUAAAAUUCAUGAAGUCUCUUCCUUAUGGCUGAUCAAUUAAUCCUUUUAGCAUGUGAAUUAAUUAUGGAAUUUCUAUGUUUUAUAUCUUUAUAUUGUACUUUUUAAUAUUGUAGCUAAAUAAACUUUUAUAUUUUGAGGAUGUCUA